AUGGAAUCAGGAGAUGCACAAAAUAAUGUUGAUGAAAAAAUAGAAAAUGUUGUUUGUUUAUCAAUACCGGAAAAUUUAAUGGAAACGUCCAUAAACACAAAUGGGCCUUUAAUAGAGUCAUGUCAAUCAAAUUAUCAAAUUUUGCCAACGGGAUAUUCAUUUACAAAACAAACGAAAACGAUACAGAAUGCAAAUGAUAAAAUGGCGGCAAGUCCCUCUACUAAAAAACCAAUCACUUUAAAUCAUUUACCUGCACGUCCACCUGUCGAUAUAGAAUUUACUAAUUUAACUUAUUCAAUACUUGAAGGAAGAAAAAAGGGAUACAAAACAAUAUUGAAAAAUAUAAAUGGAAGAUUUUUAUCUGGUGAAUUAUCAGCAAUUUUAGGACCUUCUGGAGCUGGAAAAAGUACUCUAAUGAAUAUAUUGGCUGGCUAUAAAAUGGGUUUUCUCGGUAAAAGACUAACAGGAACUGUUACCGUUAAUGGAAGACAAAGAAAUUUAAGAAGGUUUAGAAAAUUUUCUUGUUAUAUAAUGCAAGAUGAUCAUCUGUUGCCGAAUUUGACCGUAUUAGAAGCUAUGACCGUAUCCGCUAAUUUAAAAUUAGGGAAAGAUGUAAAAAGCUCAGAAAAACAAGUUGUGAUAGAAGAAAUUCUCAAAGCGAUAGGUUUAGUUAAUUGUAGUAAUACAAGGACUUUAAGUCUUUCCGGAGGUCAACGAAAACGAUUAUCCAUAGCAUUAGAAUUAGUUAAUAAUCCCCCCAUCAUGUUUUUCGAUGAGCCAACAAGCGGACUUGAUAGUUCAUCUUGUUUUCAAUGUAUCUCACUUUUAAAAUCUCUUUCGAGAGGAGGCAGAACAAUUAUUUGUACCAUACAUCAACCGAGUGCUCGAAUAUUUGAAAUGUUUGAUUAUUUAUAUGCUUUAGCUGAUGGUCAAUGUUUGUAUCAGGGAGUCGUUUCCGGUUUGGUUCCUUUUUUAUCAUCCAUGGGUUUAAAUUGUCCCAACUACCAUAAUCCUGCAGAUUNNNNUAUUAUAGAUGUAUGUAAAAUAUCUCCACCAGCAUCGACGACAUUAACAGUUCCAAUAACUUGCGUCACUUCUCUCCUCGAUUCAGAUGAAUCUCUAAACAAAAAUCGAAAGCACAAAAUCGGUUUUCCAACUUCUUCAUGGACUCAAUUCUACAUUUUAUUAAAAAGAACAUUUUUAACAAUUAUGAGAGACAAGACUCUUACAAGAAUAAGAUUGAUAUCUCACAUUAUUGUGGGACUUCUUAUAGGUUUUAUUUAUGAAGGAAUAGGUAACGAUGCAUAUAAAGUUCUCAGUAAUUCCGGUUGUAUGUUUAUAGCUGUUUUAUUUCUUGUAUUUACGGCCAUGAUGCCAACAAUUUUAACAUUUCCUCUAGAGCGAACUAUUUUUGUUCGAGAACAUUUAAAUUAUUGGUAUUCAUUAAAGUCAUUUUACUUAGCUAAAACCACUGCUGACGUACCCUUUCAGGUUUUAUUUUCAAUUGUAUACGUUUCAAUAAUUUAUUUUAUGACUUCGCAACCUUUGGAAGCUUCCAGAUUCAUUAUGGUUUUGUGUGUUUCAAUAUUAACUUCAUUAGUGUCUCAAAGCAUAGGAUUGCUCAUCGGUGCUGCCAUGAAUGUUCAGAAUGGUGUUUAUUUAGGACCCGUUUGUACGGUACCCUUUAUAUUAUUUUCGGGAUUUUUCGUUAAUUUCGAUACGAUACCCAGAUAUUUGCAUUGGUUUACUUAUGUUAGCUUUAUUAGGUACGCUUUCGAAGGAGUUAUUAUUUCGUUAUACGGUUAUAAUAGGAAAAAAUUGGAUUGUUCGGAGGCUUACUGCCAUUUUAGAUCACCGAUUAAAUUUCUCGAACGAUUAAACAUGUCGGAAGCUCAAUUUUGGAUCGACGCUCUUGCAUUAGCUCUUAUUUUUGUAUUCCUUCGAGUUAUUUCAUAUUUUGUUUUGCGAUGGAAAAUUUCAUCACGAAGUUGA
Pediculus humanus corporis (human body louse) is the source of this 1992-nucleotide messenger RNA. Its product is annotated as ABC transporter, putative. The record is from RefSeq and is a predicted model, not a curated record. The coding region runs from base 1 to 1992 and encodes 663 amino acids. Gene Ontology annotation, cellular component: plasma membrane. Gene Ontology annotation, molecular function: ATP binding; ATP hydrolysis activity; ABC-type transporter activity. Lineage: Eukaryota; Metazoa; Arthropoda; Insecta; Psocodea; Pediculidae. The transcript has 10 exons.